UGCCUGCACAGGAACACACGAACCACCGGCCGGGCGGCAGAAUACGGAACAGCGACACAACCCUUGGUUAAACGGCUAGCACAGGCGCAUGUAGUUAGCGGUUAGUUAUUUGAACAUGUUCGCUUAUCAGUCUCCUUGUGCAAAAAUAUGAAGGUGAUUGCGUUUGCUCAAAACUGCGCCACUGGCUGAGACUAUUGUGUCAGUAAACUAACGAGACAUAUACUGUACCGCACGUACCCUCCCUGCUUCUUCUCCUCCCUGGCCCCGGUCCCGGCCCCGGCCCCGGCCGCGUUUAGCUCCUUGCCUCCGGUAUUGGAUAUCUCAAUGGCGCAGCCGAGAGAACCAGCCCCGGGAAAUGUGGAGGAUGACAAGACGGACGGUAUCAACGACGCAGAGCUGGCACUGAAAGGGAUCAAUAUGCUCCUCAACAAUGGAUUCAAGGAGAGCGACGAGCUCUUCAGAUUAUACAGGAACCACAGUCCUUUGAUGAGUUUUGGGGCCAGUUUUGUGAGUUUUCUGAAUGCCAUGAUGACGUUUGAGGAGGAGAAAAUGCAGUUGGCCUUUGAGGACCUCAAAGCUACAGAGAGACUGUGUGAGAGUGAAAACGCCGGUGUUAUUGAGACCAUUAAAAACAAGAUCAAGAGGAAUAUGGACUCUCAGAGGUCGGGGGUUGCUGUACUGAACCGACUCCAGAGGCAGAUCAUCAUUGCAGACUGCCAGGUUUACCUCGCAGUGUUGUCUUUCAUCAAACAAGAGCUGUCAUCAUACAUCAAAGGAGGCUGGAUCCUCCGUAAAGCCUGGAAGAUGUACAACAAAUGUUACAGCGACAUCACACACCUGCAGGAGAGCAGCAGAGCCUCUGAACAGCGAGCAACUCCGCCUCCAUCUGUGUCCUCUGACACGUCCGACCACAGCCUCACGUCUUCACCCGGGCCGAGCCCACCCCUGGGACUGGGCGGCAUCAGCCCAGAGGCUCUGGAUCGGCUAAAAGGUUCGGUCAGCUUUGGUUACGGCCUCUUCCACCUCUGUAUCUCCAUGGUGCCGCCGCACCUCCUGAAGAUCGUCAACCUGCUGGGCUUCCCUGGCGACCGCCUUCAAGGCCUGUCAGCGCUCACAUACGCCAGUGAAAGUAAGGACAUGAAGGCCCCCUUAGCUACCCUGGCCCUCCUGUGGUACCACACAGUAGUGCAGCCCUUCUUUGCUCUGGAUGGCACAGACACACAGGCAGGCCUGAUGGAAGCCAAAUCCAUUCUUCAACAAAGGGAGGCUAUCUAUCCAAACUCCUCCCUCUUCACUUUUUUCAAAGGCAGAGUCCAACGCCUCGAGUGCCAGAUCAGUACAGCCUUGACGUCCUUCCGUGAUGCCUUAGAUCUGGCCUCUGACCAGAGGGAGAUUCAGCACGUGUGUUUAUAUGAAAUAGGUUGGUGCAGCAUGAUCGAACUGAACUACAAAGAAGCCUACAGGGCCUUUGAGCGACUGAAGACCGAGUCUCGCUGGUCCCAGUGCUACUACGCCUAUUUAACUGGAGUGUGCCAAGGAGCCACAGGUGAUCUGGACGGAGCUGUCACGGUUUUCAAGGAUGUUGAAAGACUUUUCAAACGCAAGAAUAAUCAGAUAGAGUUGUUCUCCAUGAAGAGGGCUGAGAAGCUUAAGACCACCAGUCUAUCCAAAGAACUCUGCAUCCUGUCUGUGAUUGAGAUUCUUUAUCUGUGGAAAGCUCUGCCCAACUGCUCCACCGCCAAGCUUCAGACAAUGACACAAGUCCUGCAGGGGAUUGACAAUGCCUCGUGUGCAGGGCUGAAAAACCUGCUUCUUGGUGCCAUAAACAGAUGUCUUCAUAAUAACAAAAAUGCCAUUCAGUUUUUCCAUCUGGCUGCCAGGGAUGAGGUUGGUCGUCUGAGCAAUUCCUAUGUGCAGCCCUAUUCCUGCUAUGAACUGGGCUGUGUGCUGCUGAACACCCCAGAGUCUGCAGGGAAGGGCAGAAUGCUGAUGCUUCAGGCUAAGGAGGACUAUGCUGGCUAUGACUUUGAGAACAGACUCCAUGUUCGUAUUCAUUCAGCUCUCGCCUCCACGACGGCUGCUGCAGCCCAGCCUUGACAUUUUAUCGGCACCUCAAAGAACUGGAAGAAAUGUCUUUAAGCCACAAUACCAUUCGAGUCACCAAUGUUACACUGUUUAUUUUUUUUAUUUUCAUAUUCUGAGCCAAUGCAUCAUUUUAAAAUGUGUGCAAUAUAUACAGUACAGCAGGUGUUUUAUGGGAGUACAGUUACAAGAGGGGUUUUACUUUACAGUUACUUAAUGUUACUGUACUUUACAAUAAAUUGGAAUUGUAUAGUUUAAAGGUUAAUUUUAAAGCUAGAUGGCAGUCAAAUCAGAUUAAAAAAAAAAACAACAAUUUUUUCCUCUGGGUUGGAGGGAAGUCAGGUCAACUACCGUAAUGGCACAUGCAGUAUUAACUGACAAAGUGGUUAAAAUGAAAUGACUGCCAACUUGUGACAUUUGUGAUGUAAAGGCUUUGCUAAUCCAUAGGAAUGAGUACUAAACUUGAUUCUUUUUUAAACGUAGCUCCUUUGUUUAAGCAGAAUUGUUUUUAUCAGUGUAAAUAUGUCUUGCACACAGGUUUUAAUAGAUGUGCCAUCAUCACGAGCCUUGAUGCACAGUGCUACUCUUGGCUGUGAACUGGCUCCAAUUUAUAUUGUUUGUUUUAAGAUAAUAAAAUUAAUAUUGUAAAAUGGAA
This is a messenger RNA of Perca flavescens (yellow perch), 2737 nucleotides long. Its product is annotated as tetratricopeptide repeat protein 39C. The record is from RefSeq and is a predicted model, not a curated record. NCBI's taxonomy places the organism in Eukaryota, Metazoa, Chordata, Actinopteri, Perciformes, Percidae. Gene Ontology annotation, biological process: cilium assembly; otolith morphogenesis. Bases 325 to 2097 code for a protein of 590 amino acids. The transcript has 14 exons. Gene Ontology annotation, molecular function: protein binding.